Gamsiella multidivaricata is the source of this 752-nucleotide messenger RNA. RefSeq lists its product as uncharacterized. The transcript is spliced from 3 exons. The coding region runs from base 7 to 351 and encodes 114 amino acids. The record is from RefSeq and is a predicted model, not a curated record. Lineage: Eukaryota; Fungi; Mortierellomycota; Mortierellomycetes; Mortierellales; Mortierellaceae.
CUUUAAAUGCAACGCAUCCCCAACACCUUCUUUCUCCACCUUUCGUUCGCAUUUUCUCUCCUCACUCCACUUCGACUCGCGCUCUCCAUUCGUCUCAUUGUCCCCCCCAUCCCUCCCAUCCCUCCCCUCGCUUGUCCCUGUACUCACACCUUUCCAUCACACCUUGUACUCCUCCACAAAUAUCUCAACUUUCACCUCCCCCCCUUCGAUAAUUCUCCCCCAUAUCACAUAGUACCCCAUCGCCAGCGCUCUCCAGUCAGUGCGCCCAGUAGCACGCAACGCCCUCUCCCAUUUGUACAUAGAACCCUACCCCUCCCUAAUAACACCACAGUACAUCCACAUAGAACAUGAGCAUUACACCCUCCGUAACAAUGUCAGGCGCCACAACCCUAGCCGUCGACACCCUUGUCUCAAUCAUCACAUUCGCAACCGCCACAGCCUCAAAUCCAACCUCAACAUCCCUAUCAAUAGCAGCAGAGUUGCCCUCACCAGCACCAGAUCCAAAUGUACUGCUAUGCGACUGGACGAGGUCAGCAGCCGACUGCAGAGAUGCGGACUUUAUACGGUGCAUGCUAAUAGCAUCCUCAGUCCUUCACGUGGCUGUUGGACUCUUUGGUAUCUGGUUACUGGUGUACCGAAACAGAGGAUUCAACCGCAAGAUUGCUACAGAGCUAUUUAUCUUUGUUGGGACUUGCUCAUCCCACCUUUGCUUCUUGGUCUCUUCAACGAAAAGAUGGACUGCCUCAUUUUCU